Haemonchus placei is the source of this 348-nucleotide messenger RNA. The record is from the annotation of a GenBank genome assembly. Lineage: Eukaryota; Metazoa; Nematoda; Chromadorea; Rhabditida; Trichostrongylidae.
AUGGAGAUCAACUCCUACGAGAUAGCACAGCAUCAACGACAAUUUACGACCGCCGCAGAUAAAUCACCUACUCGUCGUGUUAUAUGCAGAUCUCCCAUACGUUAUGUAGAUGACAAUACUGCCGCAUCGACCCCUGUGAACUGUGGUGGACGUCGAUGGGCAAAUGGGUCUAUUCGUGACUGGACAUCUAGUGAUAUUGUAGCAGCCGUGUCACCAGUUCGAUCACUAAGCGUCGAAUCUCAUAAUGACCUUCGGAAAAAGGCUCGAAAAUUGCCAUCCAAGGAUAUCGCUCAAGUGGUUGGUGGUUUAUUCAGGAAUUUGCCUAUUUCCUCUCGAAUUUUUUUGUAA